CGGGGCCUGGGCUGGGGUUCCCGCCUGGAAGGUGCGCGCGGGGCUGGGUCCGGGAGUGGGAGACGUGACGUGCAGGCCGGAACGCCCCGCCCAGCCCCCCGGCUGCCCCACUUGGAGACCCUGACACACCCACCUUCCCGCCUCGGCCCUGCGGACCACCCCCAGCUGUCUAGCAUGAUGAAGCCGAAACUCCUGUACCAGGAGCUGAAGGUGCCUGCUGAGGAACCGGCCGGCGAGCUGCCGGUGAAUGAGAUCGAAGCCUGGAAGGCUGCGGAGAAGAAAGCCCGCUGGGUCCUGCUGGUCCUCAUCCUGGCCGUCGUGGGCUUCGGUGCUCUGAUGACUCAGCUGUUUCUAUGGGAAUACGGAGACUUGCAUCUCUUCGGGCCCAACCAGCGCCCAGCUCCCUGCUACGACCCCUGCGAGGCCGUACUGGUAGAGAGCAUUCCUGAGGGCCUGGACUUCCCCAAUGCCUCUGCGGGCAACCCCUCCACCAGCCAGGCCUGGCUGGGCCUGCUCGCCGGGGCCCACAGCAGCCUGGACAUCGCCUCCUUCUACUGGACCCUCACCAACAAUGACACCCACACCCAGGAGCCCUCUGCCCAGCAGGGUGAGGAGGUCCUGCGGCAGCUGCAGACCCUGGCACCCCGAGGUGUGAAGGUCCGUAUCGCCGUGAGCAAGCCCAAUGGGCCCCAGCCACAGGCCAACCUACAGGCUCUGUUGCAGAGUGGCGCCCAGGUCCGCAUGGUGGACAUGCAGAAGCUGACCCACGGCGUCCUUCACACCAAGUUCUGGGUGAUAGACCAGACCCACUUCUACCUUGGCAGUGCCAACAUGGACUGGCGCUCCCUGACCCAGGUCAAGGAGCUGGGCGUGGUCAUGUACAACUGCAGCUGCCUGGCUCGAGACCUGACCAAGAUCUUUGAGGCCUACUGGUUCCUGGGCCAGGCAGGCAGCUCCAUCCCGUCCACCUGGCCGAGGGUCUAUGACACACGCUACAACCAAGAGACACCAAUGGAGAUCUGCCUCAACGGGACCCCUGCCCUGGCCUACCUGGCGAGUGCACCCCCACCACUUUGUCCAAGUGGCCGCACCCCAGACCUGAAGGCUCUACUCAAUGUGGUGGACAAUGCUCGGAGUUUCAUCUACAUCGCGGUCAUGAACUACUUGCCCACCAUGGAGUUCUCCCGCCCACGCAGGUUCUGGCCGGCCAUCGAUGAUGGGCUGAGGCGGGCCUCCUACGAGCACGGCGUCAAGGUCCGACUGCUGGUCAGCUGCUGGGGCCACUCGGAUCCGUCCAUGCGGGCCUUCCUGCUCUCCCUGGCCGCCCUGCGGGACAACCACACCCACUCCGACAUCCAAGUGAAACUCUUUGUGGUCCCAGCGGAUCAGGCCCAGGCCCGCAUUCCGUAUGCCCGGGUCAAUCACAACAAGUACAUGGUGACUGAACGUGCUGCCUACAUCGGAACGUCCAACUGGUCCGGCAGCUACUUCCUAGAUACGGCGGGCACCUCACUGCUGGUGACCCAGAACGGGCGGGGGUGCCUCCGGAGCCAGCUGGAGGCCGUGUUCAUGCGGGACUGGGACUCCCCUUACAGCCAUGACCUGGACACGUCUGCUGAUAGCGUGGGCAACGCCUGCCGCCUGCUCUGAGGCCUGGGCCGGUGGACAGGCUGAAGCCAUCAUGGCCUUUGUGGACCCGAGUCCCUGUCCCCAUGCCCCCGCUUCUGUCUGCCCCUUUGUGGCCCCUGCAGGCUCCCCUCUGCUGCCCCACCUCUACCUCCGCUCCCACGGCCCACGCUGUGGCCCUGGGACCCAGCAGAGCUGGGGGAGGGAUCAGACCCCAAAGAAGUGGGGAUGCAUGCUGGGCCCAGCCCCUGGCCCACCCCCUUUCCAGGGCGAGGAGGGUCCCUGGUUAUAAUAUUAAAUAAUUUGUCUGUACA
Molecule: messenger RNA, 1940 nt
Organism: Echinops telfairi (small Madagascar hedgehog)
Lineage: Eukaryota; Metazoa; Chordata; Mammalia; Afrosoricida; Tenrecidae
Gene: PLD3
Product: phospholipase D family member 3
Exons: 12
Coding region: 175-1650 (491 amino acids)
Molecular function (GO): catalytic activity
Source: RefSeq, a predicted model, not a curated record